Messenger RNA from Lycium barbarum (goji berry), 459 nucleotides. RefSeq lists its product as uncharacterized. The transcript has a single exon. The coding region runs from base 1 to 459 and encodes 152 amino acids. The record is from RefSeq and is a predicted model, not a curated record. NCBI's taxonomy places the organism in Eukaryota, Viridiplantae, Streptophyta, Magnoliopsida, Solanales, Solanaceae.
AUGGUUGAUAGAUCCUUGUCUGCUAGGGAGGCUGUUAUUCACUUACUUAAGUUUCAUAUUUCACAAGCACAACAGAGAAUGAGGGAUACUGCCAAUAAACACAGAUCUGAUAGAUGCUUUGAGGUUGGUGAUUGGGUUUAUUUGAAACUUCAGCCCUAUAGACAGAUUUUUGUGGCUGAAAGACCUUUCAAUAAGCUUGCAGCUAAAUACUAUGGUCCAUGCCCUAUUGAUGCUAAGGUUGGGGUUGUGGCUUACAAACUACUACUACCUGCUGAUGUGAUGAUUCAUCCUACUUUCCAUGUUUCCCAAUUGAAUAAGUGCAGAGAAGUCCCUACUAUUAUAAACUAUCUUCCAGUAUUUCAUCUUUCUAGUCCUUAUUGUCAUAAUCCUGAGGCUAUAUUGGAAAGGAGGCUAGUUAAGAAGGGUAAUAAGGCUGUCAGUCAAGUUUUGGUGAAAUAG